Molecule: messenger RNA, 680 nt
Organism: Phytophthora nicotianae INRA-310
Lineage: Eukaryota; Oomycota; Peronosporomycetes; Peronosporales; Peronosporaceae
Exons: 1
Coding region: 124-615 (163 amino acids)
Source: RefSeq, a predicted model, not a curated record
UGGCAUCGUGGCAGAUUCUUGAAGACCAUGCUGUCGGAUUCGUCGAGUUCUCCAUAAUUCAUUACAGCGAGAGCCUCUUGUCGAGAGGUGAGCUUGUGACGUUGUCACUGCGAACAUAUCGAGAUGGACGGGAUCGAUGUGCCCGAUCGGAGGUCCCUUGAUGCAAAGCCCCAGGAACUUGAGUUGCUGCUGCACGGAAUCACCAAGCCAGUUUAUCCGUGCUUGCAUCCCGUAACGAAUCUUUCGCCAAAGCUUCAUGUCGAAGAGGAACACUGUAUUAUUGUCCUCAUCAAGCUCUGGUUACAUACGUCUAAGCUUAUUUUUAUACGACAUUCAGACAUGUGCACGUCAUGUGAACACAUGUGCUCGAUCCGGUUAUUGGAUACUGUACGCUUUACAGUCGCCCCUAUGCAAUUCACAUACAGCAAGGCCUCCCGAUUUCGCUCAAGAAGCAACCCCAGGCUGCAGGAUAAGACGAUGUCCCGAGUCUGGCUUCUGCUAACCGAUCACAAACCUCUUCUUGGGCUGUGGUUUAGAGUGGUUUACUGUAACUUACUCGAUCAUGCACUCCGCCGCGAGUGCCAUGAACUCAAUCAAAGCCGCCAAGUUGUCUAGUGUAGCAUCUAUUUUAGUGGCUUUAAAAGCAUAUCGGUUUACGAGCAAGACAAGGAUAUCAAUGA